This is a messenger RNA of Ipomoea triloba (trilobed morning glory), 2301 nucleotides long. RefSeq names its product subtilisin-like protease SBT1.7. The record is from RefSeq and is a predicted model, not a curated record. Lineage: Eukaryota; Viridiplantae; Streptophyta; Magnoliopsida; Solanales; Convolvulaceae. Gene Ontology annotation, biological process: proteolysis. Bases 110 to 2185 code for a protein of 691 amino acids. The transcript has a single exon. Gene Ontology annotation, molecular function: serine-type endopeptidase activity.
UGCAUGUCUUCAUUUUUCUUCCAUUUUCGCGACUGAAUCUGAGAUUUACAUUGUUCAUGUUGAGUUACCUGAUGGCUUGACUUCAAGAGAUUCACAUUAUCAGUCAUUUAUGAGUUCUGCAGUGGAAACAUCAACUGAUUCCUCCAACAUAAUCUACUCUUAUCAGCAUGUUAUUAGUGGUUUUGCUGCUAAAUUAUCCCCUGAUGCAGUGAAAGCCAUGGAGAAGAUGGAUGGUUUCGUGCACGCGCGGCCCCAGAGAGUGUAUAACCUGCACACAACCCACACUCCAAAUUUCUUGGGGCUGCACUUGAAUUCAGGGUUCUGGAACAGCUCCAACUAUGGCGAAGGUGUGAUCAUUGGGUUGCUGGACGGGGGAAUUUUCCCGGAACACCCCUCGUUUAGUGACUACGGGAUGCCCCCUCCCCCGGCUAAGUGGAAGGGGACAUGUGACAGUUUUAAUUGUAACAACAAGCUCAUUGGAGGGAAGGGGUUUUUGAGUGGAAAUCAAUCGACUUCGUUCGAUAACGUUAAUGGACACGGGACACACACGUCCAGCACGGCGGGUGGGAAUUUCGUGGACAGUGCUAAUGUCUAUGGAAGCGAUAAUGGCACGGCCACGGGAAUCGCGCCACGGGCCCACUUGGCUAUGUAUAAGGUCUGUGGUGUAGGGGGUGGGUGUUCUGAAAUUGACAUUUUGGCGGGUAUGGACGCGGCUAUUGAAGAUGGUGUGGAUGUUCUUUCCAUUUCCCUGGGUGGAUUUUCAGGGCCUUUCUAUGAUGAUAAUAUAGCCCUGGGCGCAUAUAGUGCUAUGGAGAAGGGGAUUUUUGUUAGCUGCUCUGCUGCGAAUGCAGGCCCGGAGCAUUUCACAUUGUCGAAUGAAGCGCCCUGGAUUCUCACGGUGGGAGCCGCCACGGUUGAUAGAAAUGUGGUGGCAACGGCACGUCUUGGAAACGGGGACGAAGUAGAUGGGCAAUCAGCUUAUCAGCCUGAUGAUUUUUCUCAGGAAUUGCUUCCACUUGUGUAUCCUGGGAUGAACGCCAGUGAUUUUAAUGCGAAAUAUUGCGGCAAUUCUUCACUGGACAACUAUGAUGUGAAAGGGAAAGUUGUGGUGUGUGAUAUGGGCGGUCCAGUGCCAACAAUUCUAAAGGGAGCGGUUGUAAAGGAAGCCGGCGGGGCUGCCAUGAUUCUUGUGAACCAGGACUACAUGGGUUACACCACAUUUGCACUAGCUAAUGUGCUCCCUGCCACACACCUUAGCUUUGCCGAUGGAGAAAAGGUGAAAUCUUACCUAAACUCAACCGCAAACCCCACUGCAACAAUCGUGUUCAAGGGAACUGUAAUCGGUGACCCUCACGCCCCGGCGGUUUCCUUCUUUUCGUCCCGGGGGCCGAGCGUCGCCAGCCCGGGGAUUCUGAAACCCGACAUUAUAGGUCCAGGUGUCAGCAUUAUUGCGGCCUGGCCAUUUUCUGUGGAAAACAGGACCGACUCGAAACCAACUUUCAACAUCAUUUCAGGUACCUCAAUGUCGUGCCCGCACCUAUCCGGUGUUGCGGCUUUGCUCAAGAGUGCGCACCCGGAUUGGUCUCCUGCUGCAAUCAAGUCAGCAAUCAUCACUACCUCCGACACUACUAACCUCGGGAACAACAAAAUCGAAGACGAAAGGGGCCUCCCGGCUGACAUCUUUACAGUUGGAGCUGGCCAGGUUAAUCCAUCACGAGCUAACGAUCCAGGGCUAGUUUAUGAUGUCGCACCUGAAGACUACGUGCCUUACUUGUGCGGAUUAGGGUACACAGACAAACAAGUUAGCCUCAUUUUGCGACGUAAUGUGACCUGUUCAACAUCCAUCCAGGAAGCGGAGCUAAACUACCCUUCCUUUUCCCUAAACUUUGUGAAUACUACAUCAACAUCUGGAUCACAGACGUACACUAGAACCGUGACGAAUGUUGGCGAGGCUAGUUCGUCAUACACCGUUGAAAUUCUCCCACCGGAUGGCGUUAGUGUUACCGUGGAGCCUUCCACGUUGAGCUUCUCCGAGCUAAACCAAAAGGCAUCGUAUCAAGUGACAUUCUCCCGUUCAGCUUCCCCCACAAAUGCAACGGUUGUUCAAGGAUAUCUGAAAUGGUCGUCUUCUAGUUAUGUUGUCAGGAGUCCAAUUGCUGCACUUCUGAACAAUCUUGAAGUUUGAGAUGUUUAAGAGGUUUUUCAAUUAUAUUCCAUUGGCGUCAUAGUGGAGAUGGGAGACCAGCCAUGUCACAGUAGCGUUACCUUCUUUAUUUCUUGCUUUUAAAGGAUUUGUAAACG